AGUAUCACUUAUUGUUAAAUUUGAAUGUUAGCGCCGGUUGCGCUCCAGUUACAUCUUUGCUCGGUUGACCCUUUUCCUGUUUCUGGCGCUGGCAUCGUUCAGGCUAUGAGACUGCGAGAUAUACACUCACUUGAUGAGGAGAAGCCCAAAAGGGCGGAUGGACAAUAAAUACGUUUUUUUUUAAGUGAACUCUGUUGUGUUACUGAUCACCUUACAAAUCAAAAGUGUCAAAAGGUUAUGGGCCCAGCACGCUUCCACUGCGCCAAAAGUCGUCGAGUGAAGGAAGACUAGGAAAAAGCCGGAAAAAUUGAGAAAUUAUUGCGAGACGAAUUUGCACAGCGGGAACACCACAGGAGAACAAUAGGCGAGAACCGAAGACGCUCACAUCAGGUUUCCUUUUGCAUUCCUUUUACGGGAAAUCGAAGGCAUCGUGCCUAUGUAGAAUCGAGGAUUGAGUUGUGCAUGUAUAUUUCUAUUGAGCAUGAUGAAACGGUUUGCAAGAAAUUCCGGAAAGCGGAUUUCAUCCAAAAUGGCGGAUGGACCGCGUGGUGAUGCGACCGCGUGGCGGUGGCUUGUAAAGGGUGACGCCAUUGCGGCGCACUUGAACGAAUAGCAAUAGGGCGACAGUGCCGAGAAAGUAACUCGUGGAAUUAGAAACGUACCUGCAUGCAAUGUUGAAAGAAAUAGAAAAGAAAAAAAAAAUUUAUUUGCAUGCGGCGUUGAAAGAAAUAGAGAGAAAUAAUAGUAUAAAUCACGUUAUAAUCUUUCAGAAAUCUGAUUAGUUAAAUUGUUAGACAAUCGAUCUGAUUGGCCGAAAUGUCAGUUUUAAAAGAAAUCAUAGACAGAUGCAGUCAAGCAUUGUCCAUUGAUGAGGAGGACAUUCAGGCCACAAUAAAAUUAGACGAGCACCUUUUCACAGUGCAGUUUGCGGCCGGAGAGAGUGUAGUACUCAGUAAAGAAAAGUUGAAAGACAGAUGGUAUGACUUAAAAAGGGAAAUAGCAAGUCUCGAAGGAAGCCAGGGUUCAGGCGACGGUACAGGCGAGAACAGUCACAAAAAUUUGGUUGAGUCUAAGAAGAAGGAGCAAACAGAGGCUAACGAGAUCCGAGGGAAUAAUAGUAAGGACCGUAUUACGACUGGCGACACGGAUCAGACCGUGGAAAAGACAGUUAAACACACGGUGCCAGCUUCCUUCUCCGGAACUGAUAAACCUGAGCGGAAUUUAGAGAAAGAAAACAUAGAUCCCAGCAACGAAAUGGAGAAGGCAAACGAGGAAAGGCACUCAGCCCUCAGUUACGAUGACUUAAAUGAAAAAUAUAAAGCUUUGCAAACAUUAAUAGAAAAAACAAUGAAUAUGCAUCAAAAGGUGCGAGAAGAUUUAGAGGUUCAGAGUCGUCAAAAGCGAAGGGAGGUCGAGAGUCAGGAAAUAGCUAAGAAACCUAGAAUCUCAUCUAUCGAAGCUUUGCCUCCCGGUACUCGCCUUUUGAGUGACAGUACUAACAAACAAACUUUUUCGUCAGUCCGAAACAACGCAUCAAAUAGUACUAGCGACGUUAAGGACUUAAUUCGUGAAAAUACCUCCAAUGAAAGUUUAGCUAGUCAAAUUAAAGAAACUAUAAAAAUAGAAUUUUUAAGUAAAGAUAGCGGUACUAAACGCGAUUAUAAACUAGGCCAGCGAGCCAAAUUUGAACAUUUCUACGAAUUCUUUUCAUCUGAACUACGCACCAAUGACUUGUUGUAUGUCAUCGAUAAGACCAUCAAGCCACCGCAAAAUCUGAACGAGCAACAAAUGGAAAAACAAAAAUUCAAAGUCAGAGACAUCUUGAUCAACAGAAUAGAACAAACCUAUCACUCUAAGGUAUUACAUAUUCAAGAUCCCGUUGAAAUAUUAGAGAAACUAAAGGAAUUCAAAAGGUGCGAGGUAAAUAUAACGAGCCAUAGUAUCAGACAGCAACUCUACUCCAUUAAAUACGAACGCACCAGAGAAACCGCUUUACAAUUCUGGGACAGGUUUGAAGAAAUUAUACGAAAUUACGAGAACCUCCCAGAUAUUGCUCCCUUAACUGAACAGGAAAAACGAGACGCAUUUUACGCAGCUAUAAUAAAAUCUGAACCGGAAGUACAGUCUAUAGAAUUUAUGACAAGAAGCCAAACCGGAAGAGGUCUCACCUAUGAUGCACUAAAAAGAUUCAUUAUUCAAGCCGAAGCUAAUCGCGGACAGAUAACAACAAAUCAUCCGAGCUCGAAACAGAACUUGAUCACGUCAGUGGUCUCGCCUAUGCGAGAUCCAGAUGUAAUGUCCGUUGUUUCGAAUGUGACGAUCUUGGUCACAUGAAAAAUGAGUGCCCGAGAAGAGGUAUGGGCUUGAGAAAGUGCUAUGAAUGUGGUGAAUUUUCCAUGCACAAAGCUGCUGAGUGCCCAAGUCGUACAUCAGGACAAAGGAACCUAAGGAGACGUGGCGGAUGUCGGGGAAGACAAUACGACAAUGAUGGAUCAGAACGAUUUGAGCGAAUGCAUUCUAACAACAAAAGAUCAUUUAAGGCGAGAGGAUCUAAACAAUUCAACGGGGGUAAAAAUAAGUAUACAAACAGACAAA
Molecule: messenger RNA, 2595 nt
Organism: Solenopsis invicta (red fire ant)
Lineage: Eukaryota; Metazoa; Arthropoda; Insecta; Hymenoptera; Formicidae
Exons: 3
Coding region: 817-2334 (505 amino acids)
Source: RefSeq, a predicted model, not a curated record